CCCGCAAAGAAGUGGAAUCAUAGAACAAGUGAACUUUCCUUAUUGAACAGCACCAAUAGUGAUUGUUAAGAAGCUUAAUGGAAGUAUCCGGCCACGUGCAGAUUAUUCGACUGGAAUAAACGAAGCCCUUGAAGUCCAUUAGAACCCUGCCCGACCGAAGCUGCUACCUUGACGUGGUGGUCGGGCUUGCCUAUCGUGAUGAAGCAACCGGGCUAUAUUGGCUGGAAUAUAUGUUCCUGUAGGUUCUACUAUGCCAGGCAGGUCGAUUGGAGAACGGUAAGACUAAAAGCAGCAACUCAAGGUCUGAGGGCGAAGUCGUACUGCUGACUGUAGAGGGGUGUGGCAACAUUAAAGUGUUUCCCUCGGACAACCAGCAUCUGCAGCGAUUCUGCCUUCUCACAAGGAGGGGUGGGGUUAGAAAUGGUCAACCAUAAAAAUGUCACAUCUCGCCUUAUUUCAUGGAUAUCCGUCUCCGGCGGUAAGGUAUUAACAAGUACGGAGCUAACACAAAAAUUACUCAUAAAAGGUCGUGUGUGAUCGACCUCAAGCAGUUGUCCCUUGGGCACUGAGAUCACGCCCUCAGGUCACUAAGACCACCUCUAAUCGAAUUUUCUUUUCACGUACCUCCAGAAGAACCCUUCCACGGUGCGGGCAGCCGGGAAGUGAUAACCGCCCUCAUACCUCUAACAUCACUCAAGAUCACUGUAUUCAUAAUCAACCUACCUCUUCAAUUCCUAUUAUUCCUCCUACGUCGACUUUCAACUCUAAACUUCCUCUUUCGGCUUCCUCCUCAUGUGUCACCAUAUCCAACGAUUCUAGUGCUCGAAACACUGUCCCAAGUCUACUGAAACCUCGCUACAAACUACACAUUGGAGCCUUCAACGUACGAACCCUAUGUCAAAUCGGUCAGCAUGCUUCCUUGGCUAAAACGCUAGAAUCUCGUACCAUUGAUGUAUGCUGUGUCUCCGAAACACUCAUACAGGAUCCCAGUGUGGUCAUUCACUUGACCUCACCUCGGCAAAACGGAGAGCCAACGAGAUACACCCUCCAUGUAUCUGGUGACCCGAUGGCCAGCUCUCGUGGACUGGCAGGAGUAGGCAUAGCACUAAGCAUGAGGGCGGAACAAGCACUGUUAGAGUGGAUUCCCGUCAACAGUCGUUUAUGUGCUGUUCGGCUAAACGGCUCCGUGAGAACUCGGAAGGAUAGGGACACACGUCUUUGCCUUUUUGUCGUUUCUGCCUACGCUCCCACCGAUUGCAGCUCGGAUGAAGUGAAAGAUGAAUUUCACAGGAAGCUCUCUGGACUUCUUCAGAAAGCUAAACGUUCAGACAUAGUACUCGUAGCAGGUGAUUUUAAUGCCCAGAUAAGUAGUUUAAACCAAACAGAAAGGCAUUUAGGUGGGUAUUUCAGUAUUCCGGCACAAGGAACAGAUAAUGGUGAUCGUCUGCUGCAGCUGUGCUCAAACAAUCGUCUAUUUUUAGCAAGCACAAAUUUUAAGCAUAAAGAGAGACGCCGUCUAACAUGGCGACCCCUACACCAAACCAACGAUGGACUCAAAUAGACCAUAUUGCCAUCAGUCAUCAAUGGAGAGGCUCAAUAAAAGAUUGUCGCUCGUUCUGGAACACCUGUUUGAACUCCGAUCAUGAUCUAAUACGAGCACGCAUUUGCUUUCACCUCACUGGACGCAGGAAAACCACAUUAGGACCCAUUAGACUCGGACUCAGUGACGAGGAAGCUAAAAGUAGAUUCCAGGAACGACUGAGGUCACAAUUAGGUAGUUCUGAAAAUGAGGUUGACCCAGAUGUGGCUUGGAAAGAUAUACGAACAGCUGUGGAAACAGCAGCGACAUCUAUCAGUGAUCUAAACCAAAGGGUUACGAAAAACCAAUGGAUUCCUACUAAGUCUAUUGCACUGAUAGAUUCUCGUAAACUAAUCCCAUCAGGCUCUGAACAGGAUGAAGAGCGAAGACAAAUCAGAUCUAGGUUAAACAAAAGUCUAAGGAACGACCAUGAGCAGUGGUGGGUAACGAAAGCAAAAGAGAUGGAAAAGGCGGCGGCUAUAGGGAACACAAGACAGCUCUACAGACUAAUAAAAGAAACUGGAAUUAAUAAGUCAAGUGUAAGUCAGACUAUUUCGAAAAAAGACGACACUCUCAUCUGCUCCCAGUCCAAACGUUUAGAACGAUGGGCGGAACAUUUCAGAGAACAGUUCAGCUGACCUUCAGCUACUCUACAACCAUCCUCCAUUCCUAGACAGUGUGAAUGGAACAUUGAAGUAGGUCCCCCAACUCUAGCUGAAGUUCAAAAGGCUAUGGUUAAUCUGAAACGAGGAAGGGCGAUUGCUCCAGAUGGAUUGACACCAGAGGUCUUUAAGAAUGGUGGUCCAAUUUUAGCGAUUAGGUUGACUAAUAUUUUAGCUAAGAUCUGGGAGUUGGACGUAACGCCAUCUGACUGGUCACAAUCAUUGACUGUCGCAAUACGGAGGAAGGGGUCAACAUCAUCCUGUGAUUACCAUGGAGGGAUUAGUUCGACUAAUUUAGCAUCUUAAAUACCAGCCUCAAUAAUUAUCGGGCACCAAACUAAAACUCGUGAAUUGCAAACAUGAGGAAAUCAGACUGGUUUCAAACAUGGUCGUGGCUGCGCCAUAAUAAUAAUAUAUAUUGGCGCUCUCUUGCAUCGAACACAUAUUCACCAUUCGUCAGGUUCUAUAACACAGAAAUGCUUAUCGGCGUCCGACAAUAGUGGUCUUUCUUGACUUAAAAGUAGCACUUGAUUCUGUAGAUCGAGAGGUUCUGUGGCAGUGUCUGUCCUUGAAAGGCGUACCUCAAAAGUACAUAAACCUUGUAAAGGCUCUUUACUUGAACACUACUAGUCGAGUCAGAGCUUAUGGCAAACUGUCAUCUGAUUUCGCAACCUCAAGUGGUGUCCGUCAAGGCUGUCCACUUUCUCCAUUUCUGUUUAACUUCAUCAUAGACCUACUGAUGGAAAUAAUAUUCUCGUCGACUGUAUUCCUGGGCAUUGAUCUCCAUCCAGGAGGUCCACUUGUCGACUUAGAAUACGCAGAUGACAUAGUCCUGUUUGGUUAAGACGCUGACAAAAUGCAGAGUCUUCUGGUAGCACUAAGCAACAAUGCCAGAAUGUUUGGAAUGCGUUCUCUCCCUCGAAACGCAAUUUGUUGCUUCAGGACUAGUCUGCGUCAACACCUGGACUAAGGAUAGAGGGUGAAGUGUUCGAACGCGUCGACAACUUUACUUAUCCUGGAAGUCUGAUCAGCCCUAACGGGUUGGUGUCUGACGAAAUCUCAGCACGGAUGUGAAAAGCUCGCUUGACUUUUGCCAACUUACGUCACCUAUGGCGAAGGCGAGAUAUCCGUCUAUCAAUAAAAGGACGAGUAUACUGCGCGGCAAUCCGUUCUGUUUUAAUUUACGGAAGCGAAACAUGGCCACUAACAGUAGAAGAUACUCGUAAGCUACUAGUAUUUGACCACAAAUGCCUUGGAAAUAUUGCUGGCGUCUGCUGGGAUCACCGGGUAAGCAAUAGUGAGGUUAGACGCAGGGUAUUAGGGAAUGAUGGUAAAUCAGUUGAUGAGGUUGUGAAUCUUCAUCGACUGAGAUGGUUGGGCUACGUGUUGAGUGUGCCUGAACACCGAUUACCACGACGUGCAAUGCUAACCGGUGUUGGAGAUGGUUGGAAGAAAGUUAGGGUGGCCAAACCAAAACGUGGUAUUAGUGUUUGAAGACACUAACAUCUGGUCUGAGCCAUGCUGGUAGAUGCAGAUUACUUGGUUGGGGUCCGCGUGACUAUCGCAACCAAUGGUUGGAGACUCUUGGUGACAUGGCUCAGAACCAAUCACAAUGGCGUAGGUGUAUACACUCUGUCUUCCCUUAAACUGUGAGAUUAAAAUCACUUGUUUUACGAACUAAUUCUUUCUUCCUGUACUAUAUCCUUAUAUGUAAUCUUUCUUUUAUAUAUUACCACAAUUGAUUUAAUCACUCCUAUGAAUCCGAUGUUCAUCUUGCUGUGCUAAUGAGAUGUGGCAACUUGGACCGAUGCAUGUAUGUGCUUGGUCCUACGUUGAAGCUGACUGACUUGUACGCCGUCUAUUAAGCGUCUAAGCUCUAGAUAUAAAAAGAAUAUUUGAAUGUGAACAGGUUCCAAUAAGCUGCAGUAAAUGGCGUCGAUUAGCGGUUUGGUAUCGACAUGGCACUGAGUUUAUGUGUAAUAAGUAUAAUCCAACAGUAAGAUGAUAACUGCAUUGGUGGGUGAUAUUCGUUGCUGUACUGCAAUCAAUGAUUAUCAUAAAAUGCGAAGUCGGUGUACAUCAUCGUUCGCGUUGUGACCAGAUGCAUCCAGUCAUCGUUAAACAUGUAUCAGUAGAGUGACCAGACGAACAGAAUAGUGACUGCCGAGAUGAGAUACACGGAGUCGUAUUCAUUUUUGGUCGUGAAGUCUAGAGUGGUUUGUGUAGUUUGAAAAGGAUACGUUCAACCUCAUUUGUUACGAACCGUACUUAGGCAUGACAAAAUACCAAUACAUAUGAUUAUCGAUGACGGACGAAUGAAACUACCUUGGAUGUGACGAACAAGGGUGUAUCCUUGAAAGAAAAGCUUCAGACUCUAUGUUCUGGUAUACAGUGAAACGGAAGUAGAAAGUUAAUCGCAGUAAUCAAGUAAUGUUUAUGGGUAAUGAAUGCUGUAGAACACAGUUAUACAUAUGAACGAAUAGACAAAAUGAACAUAAUUGUUACUAACCGGCUAGUAGUGUUAAAGCUAUCCACGGACAUAUUACGAGACAAUAUUUCAAAGAAAAAUGUAGAGUAUGAUAACAAAGUCUCGAUUAUGUGAACGAGUGUAGGAGUGUGCCCCCUAAGAAAACCACCUGCUUUGGUUUGAGCACCCAGGUAGUAUCCCAGACCUCAAAUAAAUCGAAGGAUUUGUGUGGCGCGUACGUUUAGUGCCUCCUUGUACCAAUGUUUAUGUGUUUAGAUAAAUAAAUAAGAACGAGUGUAAUGAUAGGACGAAAAGAACACGAGAAAGAUGGAACUUACGUAGAGUAGGAAAUUUUGACGUCA
Molecule: messenger RNA, 5070 nt
Organism: Schistosoma haematobium
Lineage: Eukaryota; Metazoa; Platyhelminthes; Trematoda; Strigeidida; Schistosomatidae
Product: ATP-binding cassette sub- A member 3
Exons: 1
Coding region: 1522-2217 (231 amino acids)
Source: RefSeq, a predicted model, not a curated record